Molecule: messenger RNA, 2178 nt
Organism: Prunus avium (sweet cherry)
Lineage: Eukaryota; Viridiplantae; Streptophyta; Magnoliopsida; Rosales; Rosaceae
Product: protein MAIN-LIKE 2
Biological process (GO): meristem development; meristem maintenance
Source: RefSeq, a predicted model, not a curated record
AAGGAUUGACCUGAAUACCAAUGUCGUGUAGAUUAUUAACGUAACACGACACAUCAUAAGUUGUGGUCGUUUUUCAUUUUCAAACACAAACAGAAACACCCACCGACGUUCUUCUCUUUGCCGUUGGCCAUUAACGAAAACAGAACUCGGUAGGUAUUAUGUCGUCGUUAUCCAUCCAUACCCAAAUACGACGCCGUUCCUCUAACGCUUAGGCCAUCGCGAAAAGACGAACGACUUUGAUAUCUAUCUUGUAGAUUCUAAUUCCUUUUGAAGUCAGCUGAACCAGAACGCACGACACCUGAACUGUCGUCGUUUUUGGCUUCUCCGUCGUCUUCAAGGUCGUAAGCAUCUCGUACUCUCCAAAACCUAUUUGAGAUGGGGUCAACUAUAGAUCCCGGACCAAUCGAUAUUUCUGUACUGUACGAUCAAGAUAACCAUAUUUCUUCAGCAAUCUGGGAUGGACAGAACUUUACAGGAACGUGGUGUGCUUAGAUGCCAUGAACACAGUUCAAUGCUUGAACAAUGGAAGCUCACAGCUAAGCAAAUUGAAUUGGUUGAGAAAGCUGGUUUUGGGUACCUCAGAACAAUUCCCACGAUUAGCCUUGACAAUUCACUCAUCUCGGCACUAGUUGAGAGGUGGAGGAGAGAAACAAAUACAUUUCAUUUGUCUGUUGGAGAAAUGACCAUAACACUUGAAGAUGUUGUAUUGUUGCUUGGGCUACCAAUUGAUGGAAAACCAGUUAUGGGUGUAACAAGGACACCCGGAAAAGUAUGCGAAAAUUUACUAGGGAAAGUGCCGGAAGACCUAAAUGGUGGAAUGGUGAAGCUAACUUGGUUGAAAGAGUGCUUUUCUAAAUGUCCUGAAGAUGCACCAGUUGAAGAGAUUGAGCGUCAUACGCGUGCUUAUCUCCUAUACCUCGUUGGUUGUACAAUAUUUUCCACAACAACUGGAAACAAAGUCUCUGUAAUGUAUCUUCCAUUGUUUGAAAAGUUCGAUGAAGCUGGAAAGUUUGCAUGGGGUGCUGCAGCUUUGGCAUUCCUCUACAGAGCUCUUGGUAAUGCCUCCCUUAAAUCUCAAAGCACCAUAAGUGGUUCUUUGACACUACUGCAGUGUUGGAGUUAUUAUCGCCUCAAUGUUGGAAAUCCAAAGUUCAAUGACGAACCAAAUGAUGGUUGCUUUCCAUUUGCACUUCGGUGGAAAGGAAGAGCAAGUGGACCAAGAUCAAACAGUAAUAUAGUUUCCUACCGCAAAGCCUUAGAUUCCCUUCAACCUUCAGAUGUUAAGUGGCUCCCAUACAAAGAUUUGGACCCUUCUUCUUCAGUGGGAGAUAUAAAAGAGAGUUUGAUUUUACGGGCCUCAAAAACUGUGCUAAUAUGUUUUGACAAGGCUGAGAGACACCUCCCUGAUCGUUGCCUCAGGCAGUUUGGCAUGCUUCAACCAGUCCCAAUGGAUGUUCCACGGUGGGAGAGGAAGAUUCGUGCACUUGAUCAGGGUUCAGACUUGUCAAAGGAAACAGAUUUGCAGCUUAAAGGAAAAAAUCAAGCAGAGCUUAGGGAAUGGUUGGAGCGUCGACUUCGGAUUGUACAAGUUGAGGAAGUUGUGGAUGAAAUCAAGUACAUGGAGUGGUAUGAGAGAAUUACUCGGAAGUUUGUUGGGAGGCCUGAAUCUUUAGAAUCUGAGUUUCAGAGAAUAGUUGCUGCUAUGAGAGAAAUUGCAGAUAUAGCUGAUUCAUUUCCCGCAGAUCGAAUGGAUUCCCGAGAUAGGAAAUCACUUGAUGAGAUCAAGAACGCAGCACAUAAAAGUCUGAUGGAUUUGGUUGGAGACUCAAAGAAAAGUAGACGUAAGAUUGCCACGAAACGUAAAAGGGAGGAUGAUCCAACUAUCAAGGAUGACUACUAGCUUUAAGUUAUGAUUGAGAAUGCCUGGGCUCAUUGACAAUUCUUUUUUAUGAUAUGCAGUGAGCUUGGUGGGGCAGCUCUAGCUAUUCAUUUCUGACAUUGAUGAAGUGUAUCUUUCACAAAUUCAUCAAUCUGUAAAGUGCGUCUUUGAUGCAGGAUAGUAUUGUAUUGUAUUACUAGAAUCCGUCGGUAUAUGCCUGUUGAAUGGUUGAAGUAGGAAAAGAAGACAAAUCUUUAGUUGGGGUUUGAGAAAUAAAUCUUACAUGUGCUUGAGAUCAA